GCGGUGUUGCCUCCCCGUCGCUGCAGUGCUUUGCUGCUCUCCCGUCUCUCUCCAUCUCUCUAUCUUGCUUUCUUUCGCUCUCGCUUUCGUACCCAGCGCCUCGCCUCUUCCUCCUCCCGCCUACCUCCACAUCCCGCCUCCUCCUCCUCCCUGCGGAUGCCUCAGACUUGCACCCCCGUCCCAUGAUCCCGGCAAAUGGUCGCCAUCCCCGGCAACUCUGGACGCAGCGAAAAGGCGCACCGCUCCGUCGCGAUCUGAUCUGUGCACACUGCGGUUUGACUUGAGAGAGAGAGAGAGGCGGACCAGGGGCAGAAGGGAAACGAGGGGAAGCCGGACGCUGACAGUGGCCAGGAUCACACUUCGCAAUGCCGGUGCCAGAGCAGCCUUCAGAGCAGGAGAAGGGGGCCAUGGUUGCCCCUGUGAUGCCAGCAUCCAAUGGAGACAGAUCUGAGACAGAGACGACAUCCUCCAUCCUCGCCUCUGUCAAAGAGCAGGAGCUUCAGUUUGAACGCCUGACCAGGGAACUUGAGGCUGAGCGUCAGAUUGUCGCCACCCAGCUGGAGAGAUGCAAGCUGGGAUCAGAGGCAGGCAGCAUGAGCAGCAUCAGUUCAGUAGAUGAGCAGUUUCGCUGGAACGCUCAAGCAGGCGAUGGACAAAAGGAUAUCGAGGACGAGUUGACCACUGGUUUGGAGUUGGUAGAUUCCUGCAUUCGCUCCCUCCAGGAAUCAGGAAUACUCGACAGUGGAGAACGACCGGCUCUUCUUUCCCAGAGUUCCUUGCAGCUCAACUCCACCCCGGAGGCUUCGCUCCAGUACUCUGCCAGCUACCAUAGCAACCAGACCCUCGCCCGUAGCGACAGCAUCUCCGCAGCAACUCCUCAGCGCAGCGGGCAGGUUGGAGGAGCCGUGCACAGCUACAACCAGGUGACAUCUAGCCGUGCCGCCCAGCAGCAACAAUCACAAACUGGGGCAGGGUCAGGUAUCUACUACUCCAGCUCCACCUUACCCGCCCAGCGUGUUGGUUCCCCUCUGUCUGGAGGAGGAGGAGGCACAGGAGCUGGUUCCCCAGGUAAACUCCAACGGCUGGGAUCAGCCUCCGAUGCUCCGGGGUACUCUACCACUCAGCGCCUGCCUUCCUCCUCCUCUCCCAGCAAGCACUCUCCUGCUAAUCGACUGGCCAAGUCAUACAGCACCACAGCUGCUGUGACAACUGCAGGAGGAGGCGGGUCUCCCCUGAGGGUCGCAUCUCCACCCAACUCUACAGCAGCAGGGGGAGGGGCCGGCUCAUCAUCGUCCCCUCUUCACCAGAUGAGUUCGGGCAUAGGGAGCUAUGCCACUCUGUCUCCCAAACGACUGGCAGCUCACCACGCUUCUGACCAGUACAAGAUCUCCCACGAGCUCUACGCUACGGCUACACUGCAGAGGCCUGGCAGUCUGGCAGGCUCUCGUGGCUCCUACAGUAGUCAGCAUAGUCAGGAGCCCCUUCGGCCCUUGGGGUCCCCAGAGCACCACAUUGAUCCCAUCUAUGAAGAACGUGUCUACCACAACAAGGGCCCCAUGAGGAGUCUUAGCCAGAGCCAGGGGCCGGACACAGGCCCCUAUCGCAACAACACCGACCUUUCCCAGCGUGUCCAUGACCAGGUCCUAAGUUAUGUCCUCUGUCCCUACUUUCCCACCAUAGCUCCCUCCUCCCCCGGUGUCGACUCCACCUCUUUGCAGCGCACAGGAAGUCACGGCACAGGGACAGGGAACUACGGCCGUGGCGGGACCAACAACUACGCCACAGUGGGACCAGGCUACACCUCAAGCGGAGGUGGCGGAGAUGUGUAUGGCUCAGACCCCUAUGUGGCGGACCCCUAUCGCACCCUGCAGUACUGCCCCUCAGUGGUGGAAUCGCCCUACAGCAAGUCCGGACCAGCCCUGCCGCCUGAAGGCAGCCUGCAGCGCUCACCUUCCAUCGACUCUAUUCAGAAAGACCCCAGAGAGUUCGGGUGGAGAGAUCCGGAGCUGCCAGAGGUUAUCCAGAUGUUACAGCACCAGUUCCCAUCGGUGCAAUCCAAUGCCGCAGCCUACCUACAGCAUCUCUGCUUCGGAGACAACAAGAUCAAAGCUGAGAUCCGCAGACAGGGAGGCAUCCAGCUGCUGGUCGACCUACUGGACCACAGGAUGAGUGAGGUUCACCGUAGCGCCUGCGGAGCCCUGAGGAACCUGGUGUACGGCAAGGCCAACGAUGAGAACAAAGUGGCCCUGAAGAACUGCGGCGGGAUUCCUGCCUUGGUCCGCCUGCUGAGGAAAACUGGAGAUGUGGAGAUCAGAGAGCUGGUCACAGGUGUGCUCUGGAACCUGUCGUCAUGUGAUGCUCUGAAGAUGCCGAUCAUCCAGGACGCCCUGGCCGUUCUCACCAACAGCGUCAUCAUACCCCACUCCAACUGGGACUCCUCCCCCAAUCACCAUGAUGACCGCAAGCUCCAUCUUCAUACCUCACAGGUGCUGCGCAACGCUACAGGGUGUCUCAGGAAUGUAAGCUCUGCCGGUGAGGAGGCGAGACGAAGGAUGAGGGAGUGUGACGGCCUGACAGAUGCUCUGCUCUACGUCAUCCAGACCUCUCUGGGCAGCAGCGAGAUCGACAGCAAGACUGUAGAGAACUGUGUUUGCAUCCUGAGAAACCUGUCGUACCGUUUGGCUGCCGAGACGUCCAAGGGCCAGCAAGGGGGUUUAGAGGAGCUGGACGGCCUGCUUUGUGACGCCAACGGCCGCGACGGAGAGAGCUCUGGCUGCUGGGGCAAGAAGAAGAAGAAAAAGAAGGGGGCCGAUCAGUGGGAUGGCGUGGGCCCCUUUCCGGACACAGCGGAGCCUCCCAAAGGGGUUCAGAUGCUGUGGCACCCCACCAUCGUCAAACCCUACCUCACCCUGCUGUCUGAAUGCUCCAACCCCGACACCCUGGAGGGAGCAGCCGGGGCUCUGCAGAACCUGGCCGCAGGCAGCUGGAAGUGGUCGGUGUACAUCCGGGCGGCUGUACGCAAGGAGAAAGGCCUUCCCAUCCUGGUGGAGUUACUGAGGAUAGACAACGACAAGGUGGUGUGUGCCGUGGCCACCGCUCUCAGAAAUAUGGCCCUGGACAUCAGGAACAAGGAGCUCAUUGGUAAAUAUGCCAUGAGAGAUUUGAUCCAUCGGUUACCAGGCUGCAGCAGCAGCAGCAGCAACAAUAACGCCACCAGCAGUGGGACCUCCGGGACCACAGGCCCUCCCAGCAAGGCCAUGUCAGACGAUACGGUUACUGCCAUCUGCUGCGCACUGCACGAAGUCAUUACCAAGAACAUGGAGAACGCCAAAGCCCUGCGUGAUGCUGGUGGCAUCGAAAAACUCAUCGGCAUUGCCCGCAGCAAAGGAGACAAACACUCAGCAAAGGUGGUAAAGGCAGCCUCUCAGGUCCUCAGCAGUAUGUGGCAGUACAGAGACCUGCGCUCCCUCUACAAGAAGGAUGGUUACUCCCAGUAUCACUUUGUGGGCUCUGCCUCAACGAUAGAGAGAGACCGACAGAGGCCCUACUCCUCCUCACGAACUCCCUCCGUUUCCCCUGUUCGGACGUCCCCAAAUAACCGCUCUGCGAGCGCUCCAGCCUCCCCCAGAGAGAUGAUGAGUCUGAAGGAACGCAAGAUGGACUAUGAUUCCACGGCAACCAACGCUGGUUUCCAUAGCAACAAAGGAGAGCACACAUCCCGGAAAGACGGCAUGGCAGUUCAAGUAUCCUGUGGAACAUCUACAUUGUUCCGAAACUCUUACCUGACCGCCAGUGAUGACAUCAAGCAAAACCAGGCUCCGGCCCAGCCCUGCGUCAUGCCCCCCCAGCCCCAGCAGGACAGCCCGUCAGCAGCCGUGUUAAAGGACUACGACCCCUACCCUCCCCCUCCUUCCUUCCCCCAGCCUCAGCCGCCGCAGCCUCCACCUCACAGCCAGAGUCGGAGCUUCAGUGAGGUCUACUUCGAGGACCAGGGACCUCCACCACCUCCAUCCCAGCCACAGCCUCAGGUCCAGGCGCAGGCCCAGCCUCAGGCCCAACCCCAGCAGCCUCCAAGCUCCACCGGACCGCCCCGAGACCCGAGGGAGGACCUGCGCAUGCAUCUGGGCCUCAAAUCCACCGGCAACUACGUAGACUUCUACUCGGCCUCUCGGCCGUACAGUGAACUGAACUAUGAGACCAGCCACUACCCGGCCUCGCCUGACUCCUGGGUUUAGUUAGACUAUGAUGAUGGGGGGGGGGGGCAGAGAGAGUCUGUGUGUGCGUGUGUGAAAGGGAUCAUUUUGCAAGCGAUCAACAGCAGAUUUAACACAAGAUGACAAUAAGUGUCAUGUUGAAAUCUUAUAGACAGUGGCAGGAAAUGUGUGUUCUCUAAAUUAAUGGGGAAGGCAGAGCUAGAUUGGGUUAAGAAAUCAAGUCAGGUCGAGUGACAAAGAGACACUGUGCAUGUGCAUGCAGACAUUUUCUGGGCUUUUUUUUUUUUUUUUUUUUUCAGACAGCUUUAUUUCUCCAGCUCCAUUGCACCCUUGAGUGGAUACGGGGGGAGUAGAUAUGAAGAAGUGUGUUUAAAAGGGUGAGAGAGAAGUGGGCAGGAGAAUAUAGGAAGAUAGAAAAUGACCAAGUGGAGAGAGUAUGCAGAGACCUAGAGAAGAGGAGAGAGAUGGGAUCACGAAAUAAUGGGGAGCGGAUGAGGGUGAGCUCUUACUCUGUAAGAGCAGGAAGUGGCCUGACCUUUUGUUAAAGGCAGAGAGGAGAGACAAAGAUGGCAUGAGGCUUUCUUGAGGAGGUCAGGAGGAAUAAAAGCACAGAAAAAAAUGAUAUCACAUCAGGCACAAGACAAGGAGUGGAUGUGUGACAAACGUAGCACUGCUUUAUCCCUAUCCCCCCCUCUUCCUGUUUUUUUGUUGCAAUGGCCUUGCCACCUACGUAGGCUUCUGAAUUUGUUUUCAAGGAAUGUCAUCUUCAAUAGACUUCUUUUUUUGUCAUCAUUCUUUCACAGCUUUUUUUAUUUGUACUUUUCUAAAUUUUCACUUUCACAAAAGCAUUUUUAUUUUGUGUACAGUUCAAAAGUGAUAAAGUGUGUAUAUUACACAUGUUUUUGAUGGGGCCACUUGUGAAAAUGUCAAUUUGUUUUUUCCAUGACUGACUACUGACUGAAACAACAAAAGCAACAAAAAUACGUGAAAAAAAACACAAGAAGCAGAAAAGACAGACAUGGCCAUGAUGGAUGUCAGUGGACACCUUUCUUUUGCCCUUUUCCAAGCCGGAGAGGAAACCCUGCAGUGUUUGUGUUUUUUCUCCCUCCAUUAAAUAAAUUUCAUCGUGGACAUGCUCAAACGGCAGGAGCAGCAGUUCAAGGCUGCCAGAGCAUCAGAUUGGCAGAGCAGUAUCGCUCCCGAGUCCCUGUCAACAAAAGUGCUUUUUCACUGCCGAAUGAAAACAUGUGUAUGUUUAAAGCACACUCUCUGUCUCUGGGAAAGGGUUGUCUUUUCCUUUUAGGGAGCUCAUAUGUUUGACCGUGUCAACUUUCCGUGGUUUCUCAUAAUCACUUGUGCAUAAAAACUGGUCCGUCUGACAAGAGCCACCGUGUCUAUUGUACAGUAGAGAUAGAGGGAGAGAGAGACAUGACAUGGUGCCAAACUUUGACACCCCAUGGACCAGUCCUAAAGGACUUUAAAGGGACAUUCUGUCGAGGUUUACAGACGAUGGAUGGGUGACUCCCUCUGCUGUUCGUAACUUUUAUUUUCUUGUGUUUUGAUCAGGUAAAGCCGUACUUAUUGCUGGGGAUCGUGGGUAACAUCUUCCUCCCAUAGAUGUACAGACCUGCCUCUCUGUGUUGGCUGAGCAUGUGUGGGUGUGCGUGUGUUGGGACACGUGUGUGCGUGCGUUUGUGUACGUGUGCAUGUAUGUGACCGAAUGUGUGGCCCGUGUGCGUACACGUAAAACUUGAGCGAGCGGUAUCUAUGCAUGCAUGUGUGUAGUAGUGUGUGCGUGUGCCUCUGUUGCGUGUAUGUGCGUGUGCGUUCCUGUGUAAAUCAAUGUCCAAACAAGGCAUUCCUACCGACAGUUUGUCCAGUUUUACAUCAAAAGGUAAAAAUCACUAGAAUGAAUUGUUGAUAUAGAAUGACAAAUCUAUGAAUAUAUGAAUAUAAAUAUAAAUAUAUAUAUAUAAUUUUUAUGUGCAGAUGUCAGUGUCACUAAAUGCAACAAAUGUUCGCAGAUAAAAAAUGAUUAUGUGGUGUACAACAGGACUCUUGUUCACUUGACCUAAAGAUGGAAGCUGCUGAUCGGGCCCCACUCUCCCCCCCCCCCCCUCCAAUCGAGACAAAAGAGAAAUCCCACCUGAAGAUGCUCAGGCUCUGGUGCGAGUUGUGUGUUUAUUGUGUGUCCAUGCUUCUUAGAUGACCCUGCUGAGAGAGGACCGUACCGUACUUGAACACGAGGAAAAAUAAAAAGAGACUCUUUGCAAUCAAA
Anarrhichthys ocellatus (wolf-eel) is the source of this 6492-nucleotide messenger RNA. RefSeq names its product catenin (cadherin-associated protein), delta 2a (gene ctnnd2a). The record is from RefSeq and is a predicted model, not a curated record. Gene Ontology annotation, cellular component: nucleus; adherens junction; cytoplasm. The transcript has 25 exons. Gene Ontology annotation, biological process: cell-cell adhesion; dendritic spine morphogenesis. Lineage: Eukaryota; Metazoa; Chordata; Actinopteri; Perciformes; Anarhichadidae. Bases 366 to 4235 code for a protein of 1289 amino acids. Gene Ontology annotation, molecular function: protein binding.